This is a messenger RNA of Podarcis lilfordi (Lilford's wall lizard), 5086 nucleotides long. Lineage: Eukaryota; Metazoa; Chordata; Lepidosauria; Squamata; Lacertidae. The record is from the annotation of a GenBank genome assembly.
AUGGACGGUGGGGUUCUCCCUGACAGCAUCCUUUUUGAGAUAUUCCUGUACUUGGACUACUCAGACGUCCUCUCAGCGGGGCUCGUGUGCCGGCAGUGGCAUGCCGUGGCGCUGGACGAAGUGCUCUGGAAGGACCUUUUCUACAGAUACUAUCCAGUAGCCCGGGACGUCCCACGACACCCAGGUAUGUCCUCCCUUGCAGAGCAGGCAGCCUCAAAACUGGAAAAGAGUAAUUGCUGUGCCCCUAAUCUGUUGCCCCGUACUGGGGUCAGCUCGGUUUGGAGGUGAGGCUUAUAGCUGAGGAAUGAGGAAAAUUGGAAACAGACUGGAGAGUGAAUCUCGCACUCAAGGCAGAGAGAGGAAGCAAGGAAUAACACUUGUAGAUCUUCAGCUGGGAUAGCUCAGCCUGUAGAGCAGGCAACUCUUUAUCUCAGGGUUGUGGGUUUGAGCCCCACGUUGGGCAAAAUAUUCCUGCAUUGCAGGGGGUUGGACUGGAUGACCCUCAGGGUGCCUUCCAACUCUACCAUUCUGUGAUAAUGACAGCAGAAAGAGAGGCCAGCUAGGAUAAUGCAGGAUAGUAGAAAUGCUGCCUGAGUCUAGGUCUCUGGCUAUUUAUUGAUUUCAUUUAUUUGUUUAGAGCAGGGGUCAGCAACCUUUUUCAGCCGUGGGCUGGUCCACCAUCCCGCAGACCAUGUGGUGGGCCGGACUAUUAUUUUGAAGGGGGGAAAUGAACAAAUUCCUAUGCCCUACAAACAACUCAGAGAUGCAUUUCAAAUAAAAGCACACAUGUAAAAACACCAGGCAGGCCCCACAAAUAACCCAGAGAUGCAUUUUAAAUAAAAGGACACAUUCUACUCAUCUAAAAACACGCUGAUUCCUGGACCGUCCACGGUCCGGAUUGAGAAGGCGCAUCCAGCCCACGGGCCUUAGGUUGCCUAUCCUUGGUUUAGAGCAUGUGUGCUAGGCACUCCUGCUGAAAAGGCUCCUAGAGCAGCAUAUUUACAAGCAAAACAAGACAGUCCCUGCCCCUGCAGGCUUACAAUCCACAAAACAAAACAAGACCAUGGCACACAAGGAAAGAGGGAGGAGAGGGAGAAGGAAAAUCAAAACCUGGACACCAGUUUCUGAACAGUUGCUGCUGUGAUGGCCAAAUGCUGGCCCAUUUCCGGGGCUGGCGGUGCCUGAGGGAGAGGCAGCCUGAUGCAAUGGCUGCCCCUUGAGGGAAAGGAGGCUUGAUGGAGGUGGUCUGGUAAUCCCUUCAGAUUUUCAGCGAGGGGUGGUGGGUCCUGCUGCCCCCCUCCUCUUCCUCUUCCUCUGCAGCUGCCACUUCCUGGUAUGGCGAGUUCCAGCGGCUGUCUGACACCAUCCCCUGCGUGGAAGUCCAGACGUUGGCGGAGCACGGCGACCAAGUCCUCCACCUCAGCUUCUCCCACAAUGGCUACCUGCUGGCCUCCUGCUCCAAGGACUGUACUGUUAAGGUGACGCAGGGCAGAGGGGAACGAAUCCUAACUAGAACGCAGUGUGCUUCAAGCAGCUGAAGCUUUGCUCCAUAAUCCUCACAGCAACCCUGGAAGGUAGGUUGCUUGUUCUGAUCCCUGCGUCGGUGACGGGGAUUGAGAGCAGAGAGACCCAGCCUGAGAGCGCCGCCUCAGCCCUGAAGAGAGCAGGGUGAUUUGGGCCCAGUCAUCCUUUCUGCUUCACCUACCUUGCAGGGUUCUUGUGGGGAUGGCAUAAGCAGGCGAGGGAGUCUCCUGUGCGCUGCCGAAACCUUCCUGGAGGAAAGGCGGUAUUGCCGUGGGUUGGGCUGGAUGACCCUCAGGGUCCCUUCCAGCACUAGGGUUCUGUGAAAGGGCAGGGGGGGCAUUCUAAGGCAGGACUGUGUGUCCUGUACUUUAAAUACACACAUAACCACUCAGGGUCAUGAAUUUGAGUCCCAUGUUGGGCAGAAGAUUCCUGCAUUCCUGCAACUCUUCCAAUGAUUUCCCAUAGAAACACUAAAUUCUCCAACUCAAGACGAACAUUCAUGGUCUCUUUUAUACAGUCAAACCUCAGUCACCGGACAUAAUCCAUUCCGGAAGACCGUUCGACUUCCAAAACGUCUGACAACCAAGGCGUGGCUUCCCUUGGUUGCAAGAGCUUCUUGCACUCAAACAGAAGCCGCGUUGGACAUUCAAGUUCCGAAAAAUGUUUGAGAACCAGAGCGUUUACUUUUGGGUUUUCGGCAUUCGGGAGCCAAAGCGUUCAAAAACUGAGCCGUUCAAGAACCGAGGUUUGACUGUAUUGCAUUAUUUCUGGAGUGGGUUUUGCUGACCAUGAGAGGGACAAAAAUCUAAACCAGGGUUUCCCAAACUUGGGUCUCCAGCUGUUAUCAUCAUCCCUGACAACUGGCCCUGCUCUUUGGGAUGAUAGGAGUUGUAGUCCAACAGCAGCUAGAGACCCAAGUGAAAUUGUAUAUCAGCGGAAAGCUGCACUGGGACACAGUGGAACAUUUCAGAGGAGAGACAAGCAGAAGAUUGGACCCUCAGCUCCUUAGAGGACAUCGCCCGUCCUCUUCCAAGUGUGUCUCCCCAGCGAUAAGGACUAGUAACUUAGAGCUGCCCUUUUGCUGCCUAGCCGUCUUGAUGGGCCUCCCUUUCCUACUUUCUCUUGGCAGAUCUGGAACAAUGGCCUGCCUCUUUCCCUGCUCCACAGCACCAGCAUGAAGAAGUACAACUGGAAGUACACCCAGUUCUCCCAGUUCAACGCAGACGAUUCCCUCCUCCUUGUCUCUGGGGUCUUCGUGGGGCCCCGGACUACUUCCUCAGGCGAGAUAGCUGUCAUCGAUCUGGGUAAAGAACAAUGUGCUUUGCUGUUCCUCCCUUGUCACCCCACAAAGUUUAAGCACGAGCUUCCGGGAAGUUGCCGUCCUUUAGCAAAGUCUGCUGGUGUCAAGGACUGGCUGGAUGAGGAGGAACAGAGGGAAGUACCUGCCAGAGAACCCCCUAGGGAAGCCACAGAAGGGGGAGGCUCAGAGCUCGGGGAGUGGGGUGGUGGACUGGCCAGAGGGGGAAGGAAUGGUUUGGUGCUGAAGAGGCAACAGGCUUUUGCAAGCAAGAGGAGCCAGGUGCAGAAAGCAGUUCACCCUCUGCAGAGGAAGCAAAGGCAGAGGGAGAGGCGGCAGAAGCUGCACAGGAACUGGCCGCUCUUCCUGUGCUAAGGUCCCCUCCCACUUGACUCCAGGGACAUGGAGGGCGUUGCAAGUAGCAGAACAAAUUAUUAUUAUUAUGUAUGUAUGUAUGUAUUAUUUGUACCCCGCCCAUCUGGCUGGGUUUCCCCAGCCACUCUGUGCGGCUUCCAACAAAGACCAAAAAUACACUAAAAUGUCACACAUUAAAAACUUCCCUGAACAGGGCUGCCUUCUGAUGUCUUCUGAAUGUCAAGUAGUUGUUUAUCUCUUUGACAUCUGAUGGGAGGGCGUUCCACAGGGCGGGCGCCACCACCAAGAAGGCCCUCCGCCUGGUUCCCUGUAGCACAGAUUCCCCCCCACCCCCAGCAUAGUUUUAAGGCUGCUUGCGAAACAUCUAUCUGUGAAGGAAGAGACUUAGAGUGAAGUAGAAAGCAACCGGCAACAGUUUGAUAGGGUCAGUCCUACCUCCUACCUUGUUGUGAGCAUGAAAUGGGGAGGGGGAGAACCACGUGGCCACCUUGAGAUCCUUGGAAGAUAAAAGGCAGUUUUUAAAUGUCAUAAUUUUUUUUUUUAAAUCCGAAAGCCAUAUUAGGUUCUCCGCCUUUUCUCCUUCCAGAAAACUUUGCCCUCCUGUCCCGGGUUCGCAACAAGCCCUACGACGUGUUUGGCUGCUGGCUGACCGAGACCCACCUGAUCUCUGGGAACCUGCACCGUAUGGGGAACUACACCUCCUGCUCUGUGCUGUGGCUGAACAACGCCUUCCAGGUGGGCGAGGGGGGGGGCUGCCCACUAGGGCUGGACGAGAUAUUUGAAAACAGUUUCAAAGUCCAUAUCGUGAUAUCAGUUUCAUAGUUUCUGACCUGGCAAUAUAUAUUGCCAGUCAUGGUCUGUGUGUGUGUCCCCUAUGCAAAAAUCACAAUGUGGGGAAAACUGUGAAGCCAGCCAGUGCCUCUCUGCAGCUCCAUCCUUAUUUCAGGCAUCCUGAUAUAUCAGUAUAUUGAAAUGUUUAGCUGGUGAUGCAUCACGAUGUAGAAAACCAAAUAUUGCCCUGCCAUACUGCCCGGGUGCCGGGGCUGUUGGCUUUUGCAGGGAAAGGGAACCAGCUACCUCACCAUCCCUCUGUAUUCGGAAUCCGAGUGCAUGCUUUGAUAGGCAGCAGAGAAAUGCAAAAAACGAGUGGGGGAAAGGACAUCGUUGAGGGGAUCUGCUUGCUCUGGCAAUAUGAAGUGUGUUUGGGCAGGGAAAACUCAGCCUUGAGCAGGCCUGGUGGAGAGGAGGAACCCAGCUCUGAGAGCACGACUUAAUUUCUAUGUGUGUGUAAAGCUAAAGCGAGGGGCUGCCUGCAUAGAAGCCUGUGUGGUUUACAGGUGUGUUGGGCUCCCCUUUCGUGGUUUCCCCCGUGACCAAGUAAAGCUGCCUUAAACGCCACAGCAGAAGGAGACCCACAGCACCUCCCUCCUCUUGGGCUUGCAGGGCGUCGAGUCUGAGAACAUGAACGUGGUGAAGAGGCUGUUCAAGAUCCAGAACCUGAACGCCAGCAAGAUCCGGAUGGUGACCGUGGCAGACUGCAGCCGCUACGACCCUUCUGACCUCCUCCUGAACCAUGGGGAGCACUUGGAGGGCGGGACCAGGAGCCCCUGCCAAGCCCCCAACCUCUGCAGCGACAGCGAGGAGGAGGAAGAGCAGGCGGAGGAGCAGCAGCAGGCCAAGCAGAAGGCAGCGCCAGAACCGGGCUCCUCGGGGGCAGAGAACCAGGCGGGCGCUGGCAGUGGGCUGGGCCGCUUCCUGACGGACAUCAUGGAGGGGCGAGUCCGGCCGGUCAUGACGGAGCUACAGAUGGAAGCCAGAGUCGCCCAGCUCCUGGCGCAGAACAGGGCGAAGCCCCCGAGCCCAACCUGCUGUCCACGGAGGGAGCACUAA